Centruroides sculpturatus (bark scorpion) is the source of this 1197-nucleotide messenger RNA. Its product is annotated as tubby-related protein 3-like. The transcript is spliced from 11 exons. Lineage: Eukaryota; Metazoa; Arthropoda; Arachnida; Scorpiones; Buthidae. The record is from RefSeq and is a predicted model, not a curated record. Bases 26 to 976 code for a protein of 316 amino acids.
GUCGCUAUUCGACCACCGUGCAGUCAUGAUGCCUCUAAUGUUGAUCAUGAUGAAACAAGUAGCAGAUCAGAAGAAAGGACAGCAAAAUAAAGUGAAGAAACAUACAAAAAAGACACCGACAUCGUGUCAUCCUAAAAUAAAUUAUGAGGAAGAAAAGGAAGACAUAAAACCAUUAAUGGCAGAUGAUGCCGUUAGUCGGAUUAGUUGUUAUGAUGGCCCGUUUCAAACUACAUCUUUCAGUAGCCAGGAUGUCUUAGAGAAUACAGAAGAUGCCGAGGUAAAUGAAAUUCAAGAAAAAUAUUUUGAACAAUUAAAUGAAUCGUGGACGAUUGCGAGAACUCCAUGUCUUUCUGGUACCAUCUGCUGCACAUUUGUGUCACAUAAAAAAGACGGAAAUUAUUCUUUGUUACAUUCGAAUAAAGAAGGAUGCAAGGUGAUCCUGUUAGUAUCCAAAAGUAAAACGACAACUACACAUAUUAUAUCGACAGAUCCUGUAGAUAUGAAUUCUUCUAGUUAUGCUAUAUUGAAAUCAAAUAUUUUUUCUACUAAUUUUUAUUUAUAUGGUUCCGAAAGUAGCUCAAAGAGAGAAGAACUAGCCGCGUUUAUAUGCCAAACAAAUGUGCUGGGUUUGAGAAAACAAAGAAAAAUUUCUGUUGUUGUCCCUUGUCUUCCGUCAGAAUGCCAAGAUUCUUCACAUCUCAUCAAUUAUUUCGAUAGAAAAAAACGUUAUGGAAAUUUCAAAACCUUCAUUCUUCGUAAGACCUUUACGGAAUCACACAAGCAAAAUCAUUUCAAUUUAAAUAGUAAAAAUGUAUUUUCAGAAGAGAAAAACUUUGUUUUAAUGGACGAAAAAUCGAGUAUAAGAAUAAUGAAUUUCGGAAGAAUAGACGAAAAUUCUUUCAACUUAGAAUAUUCUUAUCCAUUGUGUGCCGUGCAAGCAUUUGGAAUUGCUCUAGCUAAUGUAUUGUCCAACUGAUAAUAACAUGCAGCUGGAUUGUAAAUCUCUUCUCUUCUUACAAUCCUGAAAUGGACUCUCGUCUAACGACAUCGAGAAUCGCGAUUUUAGAUGUAUACUCACCAUUUUUGUUUUCCUUUUUUAAUUUGUAACUUUUAUUCUAAAAAGAAAAGGAUAAACUUUCGAAAUUUUAUUUGUAAACAAUAGUUUGAACAAAUUUUUUAACUUAUUAUACUUGUAAA